AUGACAAGCUUGAAAAGGACUCAUGAGGCAGAUGCUCUGGCAUCAAAUAUCUCAAGCAAGGUCUACGUCCGCUCAACUCGCAGCGGCAAGGUCCAGAAAAUCGUGAGAGAAGUCUACCUCCGAACCGACAUCCCGUGCUCCUCCAAGCUCUGCAAAAUCUGUCUUCAGGAUGCGCCGAGGAACGCAGCCCAAGAAGUCCAGCCGUUUGUCCUCUCGGACAAGCCAGCAGGCACCAAAAGUUUUCCACAAGGCCAUUACCUGGUCCCCGACACUAACGCUUUAUUGAACGUGAUGGAUCUUUUUGAGCAGAGCUCGAGUUUCUAUGAUGUCGUCAUUCUGCAAACUGUGUUGGAGGAGCUGCGAAACCGAUCAUUGCCUCUCUACAACCGGUUGGUUGGUCUCACCAAGAGCGAGGACAAGAGAUUUUACGUUUUUUUCAAUGACUUCCGACUGGAAACUUUCGUUCGGCGUGAGCCUAACGAGUCUGUGAAUGACCGAAAUGAUCGGGCUGUUCGAUUGGCUGUGAAGUGGUAUGGGGAUCAUCUGGCUCAGACCAAAGCAGAGAAGAUCCCAGCUGUAGUGAUGCUCAGCGACGAUCAGGACAACCUCCGAAAAGCCAAGGCGGAUGGUCUCCACGCAUAUUCUCUCAAGGAAUACGUCGGCGGACUAGAAGAUGGCGAAAGGCUCCUUGACAUGGUGGCAGAGUCACAGAGCCAAGGAGGUUUCAAGAAACCCGUUCAGAUGCUUUAUCCCGAAUAUUUCACCUUGUCGAGGAUGAUGACAGGAGUAAAGGCUGGCCUGAUGCACCAGGGCAUCUUCAACGUGUCCCCGUACAACUACCUCGAGGGCUCGAUCAAGGUCCCAGCAUUCCCUAAGCCGCUGCUUAUCCUGGGACGCGAGAACAUCAACCGUGCCGUGGAUGGCGAUGUUGUGGUUGUUGAAGUUCUCCCAGAAGAUCAAUGGAAGGAACCGUCGACAAAGAUCAUCGAAGAGGAAGCAAUCACGAGGAAUGAGAAUGCAGAUGCUGAGGACGGCCAGGACUUCGUGUCAGAAAAGGAACGGAAGGCCUUACAGGAACAGGUGAAGAAGACACAGAAGAGCACUUCUGAAAGCCGCCCACAGCCCACAGCCAAGGUCGUCGGCGUCAUCAAGCGCAACUGGCGCCAGUAUGUCGGCCAUAUCGACCCUUCUUCUGCCAGCUCGUCUUCCCAAGGCCGCAAGCAGGCCAACGUCUUUCUCAUUCCUAUGGACAAGAAGAUCCCCAAGAUUCGCCUGCGCACGAGGCAGGUGUCCGAGCUGCUCGGCAAGCGUCUCUUGGUGACUAUAGAUGCGUGGGACCGGGACUCGAGACACCCUAUCGGACAUUUCGUGCGAUCUCUGGGAGAGUUGGAGACUAAGGCGGCCGAGACGGAGGCUCUACUCCUUGAAUGGGAUGUUCAAUAUCGACCGUUCCCCAAGACAGUCCUCGAUUGUCUUCCGAAAGAGGGCCAUGAUUGGGUGGUACCUGCUAGCACCGAGGAUCCUGGUUGGAGAGACCGAGAGGAUCUCAGAGAACUCCUGAUUUGCAGCAUUGACCCCGUCGGCUGCCAGGAUAUUGACGACGCCCUGCACGCGAGAAAGCUCGAGAACGGAAACUUCGAAGUCGGUGUCCACAUUGCGGACGUCUCAAACUUCGUUAAGCCAGCCAACGCCAUGGAUACGGAGGCGAGCAUCCGAGGUACCACUGUCUACUUGGUUGACAAGCGUAUUGACAUGCUUCCGCCGCUUCUUGGAACGGAUCUCUGCUCCCUCAAGCCAUAUGUGGAGCGUUACGCCUUCUCCGUGCUCUGGGAAUUGAACGAAGACGCCGACAUCGUCAACGUACGCUUCACGAAAUCGGUUAUCAAGUCUCGCGAGGCGUUCAGCUACGAACAAGCCCAGCUCCGAAUCGACGACGCCUCUCAGCAAGAUGACCUCACCAAUGGAAUGCGCACGCUGCUUGCGCUGUCCAAGAAGCUGAAGAAGAAGCGAAUGGAUGCCGGUGCUCUCAGCCUCUCGUCCCCCGAAGUCAAGGUCCAGACUGAAUCUGAUGAGUCUUCUGAUCCCAUCGAUGUCAAGACUAAGCAGCUACUGGACACCAACUCUCUCGUCGAAGAGUUCAUGCUUUUCGCCAACGUCAGUGUUGCUGCCAAGAUCUACGAUGCCUUCCCGCAAACCGCCAUCCUCCGUCGUCACGGCGCUCCUCCCAAGACCAACUUCGACGAGCUCGCGAACCAGCUGCGCACCAAGCGCGGCCUAGAACUGCGCACCGACUCGAGCAAGGCCCUCGCCGAUUCUCUUGAUCAGUGCGUCGACGAGAAGGACCCGUUCUUCAACACUCUUGUUCGUAUCAUGGCCACCCGUUGCAUGAUGAGUGCCGAGUACUUCUGCUCGGGCACCCAGGCAUACCCCGAGUUCCGCCAUUAUGGUCUCGCCUCUGAGAUCUACACCCAUUUUACGUCCCCCAUCCGUCGUUAUGCCGAUCUUCUUGCUCACCGUCAGCUCGCGGCUGCCAUUGGCUACGAAGCCGUCCACCCGACCGUCCGCAGUCGCGGCCGUCUGGAAGCUGUCUGCAAGAACAUCAACGUUCGCCACCGCAACGCACAGAUGGCGGGCCGCGCCAGCAUUGCGUACUACGUCGGCCAAGCCCUCAAGGGCAAGGUGGCCGAGGAGGAGGCAUUCGUCAUGAAGAUCUUCAGCAAUGGUUUCGUGGUGCUGGUCCCACGAUUCGGCAUCGAGGGUCUUAUUCGCCUCAGAGAUCUCGCGGAGACCGAACCCGAGAGUGACUUCGAUGCGGAGACAUACACUCUGACAACCAAGGGCAGCCGAGAGGUCAAGGUGGAGUUGUUCCAGAAGGUCAAGGUUAGAGUCCAUGACGAGAAGGAUGAGAUGACGGGCAAGAGGGGUGUCAAGAUGGAGUUGAUCGAGUCAUAA
Molecule: messenger RNA, 2952 nt
Organism: Ilyonectria robusta
Lineage: Eukaryota; Fungi; Ascomycota; Sordariomycetes; Hypocreales; Nectriaceae
Exons: 2
Coding region: 1-2952 (983 amino acids)
Biological process (GO): rRNA catabolic process
Cellular component (GO): nuclear exosome (RNase complex); cytoplasmic exosome (RNase complex)
Molecular function (GO): RNA binding; 3'-5'-RNA exonuclease activity; endonuclease activity
Source: RefSeq, a predicted model, not a curated record